Messenger RNA from Nymphaea colorata (pocket water lily), 2048 nucleotides. RefSeq names its product retrovirus-related Pol polyprotein from transposon RE1. The record is from RefSeq and is a predicted model, not a curated record. The transcript is spliced from 2 exons. Gene Ontology annotation, molecular function: nucleic acid binding. Lineage: Eukaryota; Viridiplantae; Streptophyta; Magnoliopsida; Nymphaeales; Nymphaeaceae. Gene Ontology annotation, cellular component: endomembrane system. Gene Ontology annotation, biological process: intracellular protein localization; DNA integration. The coding region runs from base 539 to 1774 and encodes 411 amino acids.
CAGAGCCCACGAGAUUGAGACUUUUUUGGUGAUCGUGGAGUUUUCUUCAUCCGCCGCCGCUGUCGUCACCGCCGUGUCCGACGCCAUUACCUUUCUGCUGCGUCGUCCGACGACGCUGCUGACACCGCUGCCGGCUCCGCCACCGGUGUCACCGCCCUUGCUGCCGUGCCGUCGACCUGCUCCCUGCCGUCGUCCUUUGCACUGUCGCCUUCUGGGUCGGCCCUUCUCCAGUGGUGCCUUCCAUUGCUGCCGCCGUUUGCUGUCGCCCCCCUUCCUCCUUGCCGUCGCCCUCUGCGCCGUCGAUAUCGGCGCCCGACCUGCUCCCUGCUCCGCCUGACCAGCAACGUCUUCCGCCGCCCGACCUGCUUCCUGGUGUUGCCUUUCCGUCUAGCGCUGCCUCUACUCCCUGCAUCAUUGUUCUCUUGCGGGAUCUGCUGCAAAGUUCCAGCACCUCUGCUCACGCCAGUUGCUGCGUGCUCCCCAUUGCCGCGGCUGCCCUUUGUCACUGCAGGAUAAAUUUGGGUGUUCGAUCGACGUGAUGGCGGAUUCCCCUAUGGGAGAGUGGAUCAUCGACAGUGGCGCUACUCACCACAUGACCGGCGAUCCUAAAGUCUUUCAUGGGUAUAAGCUUUCGUCAGGAAAGGAACGUGUUUCUCUUGCUGAUGGUUCCUCUAUCUCUGCGCCUGGGAAAUGGAGUCUCCCACUUUUGAACAAGUUCUUUGUCCACAAUGCCCUACAUGACUUGGUGACAGGGAAGAGGAUUGGGAUUGGUUUGGUGUCUGAUGGGCUGUAUCGGCUUCCUAUACGCGUUGUCACAGCUCUUAUGUCAGCAGUCAGCAGAACAGAGAAGAAGGAGGAAGAGUGUCGUCAGUUAUUUUUGUUUUGGCAUGAACGCCUUGGUCAUCUCCCAUUCGGGAUUUUGAAACAUUUGUUCCCUGAACUAUGUUCUAGUUUAAACAUUUCCAUGUUAUCAUGUGAUGUGUGUCAGUUUGCGAAGCAUGUUAGAGCUUCUUAUCCAAUUUCGAAUAGUCGUUCUAAUAAAGCUUUCUCCUUGGUUCAUUCUGAUGUGUGGGGGCCUUCGGGCAUUCAUUCUCGUGGUGGUUUUCAAUACUUUAUAACUUUUAUAGAUGAUUAUUCAAGGUGUACCUUUGUGUAUUUGUUGAAAGAUCGUAGUGAGGUGCCUCACAUUAUUGAAACUUUCAUCCUCCUAGUCGAAAACCAAUAUGGAAAUUCUGUCAAGACUUUUCGGUCUGAUAAUGCUCGUGAAUAUCUGUGUCUCACUGUUGAAGAAUUCUUUCGAAAGAGGGGGAUUGUUCAUGAGACAUCCUGUAGUUAUACCCCCCCUCAAAAUGGGGUUGCUGAGAGGAAAAAUCGUCAGUUGCUCAAUGUCACCCGAGCCAUACUGUUCCAAAGAAAUCUCCCAAAAUACUAUUGGGGUGAUGCAAUCCUUACUAGUGUCUACUUGAUUAAUCGCAUGCCUAGUCGUGUGCUAAAGGGUCGUACUCCCUACUCUAUGCUUCCAGGGAGUAGUCAACCUUUUCAUCUUCCUCCUCGAGUCUUUGGAUGUGUGUGUUUCAUACAUAACCACAGCCCCAAUGUGAAGAAACUUGAUCCCAAAUCUAUUAAGGGCAUCUUUCUUGGGUAUUCUUCCACUAAAAAAGGUUAUAAAUGUCUCGCCACUGGUCGUCUUCACAUUACCAAAGAUGUCACAUUCUUGGAACAUGUUAUAGUGUCUGCCAGCUUAUAUUACAUUUUCUAUAUCAAACACAUGUGAUCUCUGCUGUAGAAAUGAACUAAGAACCUAAUGCUAGUGUUUCAUUUACAUAUUUUUGAAGAAGCAACAAAAGAUGUUUAUAAUGAAUAAUUUUGUGUUCUGAAUAUGAUGACAUCUUUAUAUUGGUUCAGGUCUAAAAAAUUGAUUUUCAGCUUAAUUUACAAUAUAAUCAAUAGUCGGUUUGCCCUUUUCUUUACUAGAUUUUGGUGAGACAAUUGCCAGACAUUCGUUGAAAUGGUUUUCCUUCUUCCAGUUACUCAAUUGAUAUUUUCUU